Molecule: messenger RNA, 2200 nt
Organism: Ziziphus jujuba (common jujube)
Lineage: Eukaryota; Viridiplantae; Streptophyta; Magnoliopsida; Rosales; Rhamnaceae
Product: protein ACCELERATED CELL DEATH 6-like
Exons: 5
Coding region: 85-2106 (673 amino acids)
Cellular component (GO): plasma membrane
Molecular function (GO): protein phosphatase 1 binding; protein phosphatase regulator activity
Source: RefSeq, a predicted model, not a curated record
GAUAACCAAAAUAAUACAGUAUAUAGAGUGAUAUAGAGUUUGCCUAAUUUCCAAAAAGAUAUAGCUAUACGCAUAUAUCUAGUAAUGGAUGCUAAGUUAUACAGUGAUGUAAUCAAUGGAAAGCAGGGUGCAGAUUUAUCUCAUCAUAAAGAGAGAUCCAACGGCCAGAAGAACACGAUUCUUCAUCUAGCAGCUAAAUCUGGGAAGGGCGUGCAGCUUGCAGAAGAUGUGCUGAGUUUCCAUCCGUCGCUUCUGUAUGAGCAAAACAUCCAAGGAAACACUCCGCUUCAUAUUGCAGCAAAAUUAGGGGAUCUAGAAAUGGCGAAGUGUUUAGUGGAUUGGGAAAAAAAGAGUAAUGAUGUUGAACAAGAUAGGAAGCUGCUAACCAUGGUGAAUCUGGAGAAUGAUACGGCGCUUCAUGAGGCUGUUCGAUAUAAUCACUUUCCGAUUGUCAAGUUCUUGGUUGAAGAAAAACAAGAUUUGGUUUCUCUUGUAAACGGCACCGGAGAAUCUCCUCUUUUCAUGGCGGUCGAUAGAUGCCUUCAUGAUGCUGCCUUCCAUAUCCUAUGCAAUAUUCCUUCAACAAACAGCUCUAAUAUUGCUGCUGCUUAUGCAGGAAGAAACGGCAUGAAUGUCUUGCACGCAGCCGUCAUUCGAGCCAAAAAAUGUUAUCGGAUUUCUACUUUUGAAGAGGGUCUUUUAAAUCUUGUGAAGAAUCUCUUUUGUUGCCGUAUAUGCUGUCGUGCACUCGAGGAUAAAAAAAAUGCCAUAGGGAAUAUUAGUGGACACUUCUCUCUAGUUUUAACCGUCAAACAAAGAGUUAUAUACCGACUCAGGUGUCAUGGAUUAUACCCUCACCUCUCGAGAAGCGAAAAAGACUUUUUCGAUGAGGUGCUAAAUAAGCAAGAGUCUAUUCUAACACUACUACUAGAAAAAGAUGAUUUUGGGUGGACUCCUCUUCACUGUGCAUCAUAUAUAGGCAGCAUGGAACUUGUUGAACGAUUUGUGGAUAAAAGUAACAAUUUAGCUUAUAUAAAGAACAAGGAAGGUAUGUCUGCCCUUCACUUAUCAGCAAAGAAAGGACAUGUCGAUGUAAUUGGAACACUGAUGAGAAAAUGUCCAGAAAUUUGUGAGUUGUUGGAUGACAACAAUCGAACAGCUCUUCAUGUUGCUGUGGAAAGUAAAAAGAAAAAUGUGGUAAAAUUUUUCCUAGAAUCAUUGCCAUUUCAGGAUCUUGUUAACAACAAAGAUAAGGAUGGAAACACAGCAUUGCAUCUCGCCUCAAUUGAAAUUGAUAUCGAAAUUUUGGAAGUGCUGUCAGAUGACUCAAAAAUUGACAAAGGGGCUAUAAACAAUGAGGGAAAAACAUUUUUGGACAUUGUGCUAUCAGACAAUCAAAUUACGGCUUAUGGACUUUUAGAAAUCGUGAUGAAGUUGAAGACAGUUAAUGUUUUACCAAGUUUGGAACAAAAGUUCACAAGAGAAACUAACAAAGCUGCUGAGAGAAGUCUUGAAAUAAAAACAGAUGCACAACAAGCUGUAGACAAAGAAAGAAAACAGCAGCAAGAUACUAGUAUUGCUAAAGAAAAGCAGCAGCUUGAUCUAGAAGAAAAGAAAGCAGUUGGGAUGGAUUUUGACAACAUAAACUUAGUGAUAAUCACAAUCAUUUCUGCUGUAACAUUUGCAGCUGCAUUCACGAUACCUGGUGGUCUAGACAAUAGAAAAGGCACAGCAGUUUCAAAGGGAAGAGGAGAUUUCAAAUUUUUUCUAUUAUUUGAUUCCUUGGCAUUUGUUUUUUCGUCUGUCUCGAUGAUUAUCCACUUUUCUAUCCGAAUACUUGGACGAUUAAUCCCUAGUCGUACAUACAAAUAUUUUUGGCUACCGCUCCUCACAAUAUUUUCAGUUAUCACAAUGGUUCUUGCUUUUGAGCAAGGCAUUGAAAUAGUCUACCAUGAAAAAUCAGACAUCUUUAAUGCCUCCCGAUAUACUGUUUCAUACAUCUUCAUUGGCAUCCUUUCAAUUUUCAUAGGUACAUCAGCUAUUUUUCCAAUAGUUGUAGAGCUCCCUGCAAGCGAGGCACGAGAUCUCGGACUCUGGAGUAUGUAACAAAAUUAUUAAAAUUUGUACGUAAUCUAUUGAACUUCUUAUGCCUCAACCAUAUUUUUGUAUGUACAAUUUCUUUGGUUGAUAUUAAUUCUUA